Molecule: messenger RNA, 684 nt
Organism: Plasmodium gallinaceum
Lineage: Eukaryota; Apicomplexa; Aconoidasida; Haemosporida; Plasmodiidae
Product: conserved Plasmodium protein, unknown function
Exons: 1
Coding region: 1-684 (227 amino acids)
Source: RefSeq, a predicted model, not a curated record
AUGACUAAUUCAAAUAAAAGAAAGGUGAAUACAAAAGUUUCUGAAAAUGAGAUAAUACAAAAAAUAGAUUCAAUAAAUUUAAAAGAAGUGAAAGAUGCAUCUGCUUCUAUGAAUUAUUAUACUAAUUUUUUGUCAUUGAAAUUUAAAAAGAAUAGAGAAGGUAUUAUUUAUUCUAUGCAACGAAUGAAAUAUUUAGAAGGUAUUCUAAAAAAAUUAAAUAAAGAAUUAUUAGAAGGAAAUAAAGAAUUAGAAAAAUUGGAAAAAUGUAUCAAAGAUUCCGAUAAAGUUAAUACAUAUCUUCAGAAAGAAAUAAAAAAAGAAAUUGAUAAAGGAAAUAUGUAUAAGAGUAGAGUAUCUCUUUUAAAAAAGAAUAAAAUUCGAAUAAUAAAAGCUCAAGAUAUUCUUGAUCAAGAUAUAUAUUAUAUGGAAUCACGAAUAAAUAUGAUGAAACAAAAUGCUGAUGUGAAUAAUAAAAAAGUUCGUAAAAUAUUAAAUGAUAAAGAUAAAAUGCAUGAAGAAAUGGAAAAAUUUAAAAAAGAAAGAAAAUCCUUACAAUAUCAUUUGAAUAACACAAAACAAGACCAUGAAGUUUUAAAAAAUAAAAUGCAAAAUUUUAUUUUAAACAUGAAAAAAUCAAAAACAGAAGACGAAAAAUUAAUAAUUAGAAAUAUCAGCAGUUCAUAA